Messenger RNA from Aspergillus wentii DTO 134E9, 1911 nucleotides. RefSeq names its product multicopper oxidase. Gene Ontology annotation, cellular component: high-affinity iron permease complex. Lineage: Eukaryota; Fungi; Ascomycota; Eurotiomycetes; Eurotiales; Aspergillaceae. Gene Ontology annotation, biological process: cellular response to iron ion starvation; reductive iron assimilation. The transcript has a single exon. The record is from RefSeq and is a predicted model, not a curated record. Gene Ontology annotation, molecular function: ferroxidase activity; copper ion binding. The coding region runs from base 1 to 1836 and encodes 611 amino acids.
AUGGCACGCCUGUCGCUCAGUCUACUCUUCGGCCUCAUCGCCGUCCUGUUCACUACAUACUGCCAGGCCAAAACAGUUACCUACGACUUCAAUCUGACUUGGGUCACUGCCAAUCCAGAUGGCCUGGCAGACCGCAAAGUCGUUGGUAUCAAUGGUCAAUGGCCGCUGCCCGUGAUUGAGGUAGACAAGGGCGACCGUCUCGUGGUCAAUAUGCAUAAUGGACUGGGAGAUAAGCGUGCUUCUAUCCAUUUCCACGGCAUGUAUCAGACCAACACGACAGACAUGGAUGGUCCUUCGAUGGUUACUCAAUGCCCUGUUGUUCCUGGGAGCUCAAUCACCUAUGAUUUCACGGUCAAUCAGAAUGGGACGUACUGGUAUCAUUGCCAUACAGACUAUUGCUAUCCUGAUGGGUAUCGACAGGCGCUGAUUGUCCAUGAUAACGAGUCCUAUUUCCACGACCUAUAUGAUGAGGAAUUCACUGUCACGCUGAGUGAUUGGUAUCAUGAACUGGUUGAGGAUAUUGCUCCCGGCUUCAUCUCAUUGUCCAAUCCGACUGGAGCGGAACCCGUCCCGGACUCGUUCCUCUUCAAUGAUACAAUGAAUACCAAUAUUUCCGUCCAGCCAGGAAAGACAUACUUGAUGCGACUGAUUAACAUCGGCGCGUUUGUCAGCCAGUACUUUUAUAUUGAAGACCACACCUUUCGCAUUGUGGAAAUUGAUGGGGUAUACACGGAGCCUACCGAGGCCAGCAUGCUCUAUAUUUCAACAGCACAGCGGUAUUCUAUCCUCUUCACGGCUAAGAAUAGUACCGACAAGAACUACCCUAUCGUGACCGUUGCCGACUCGGUGCUCCUGGAUAAGAUUUCACCCAAUCUCCAGCUUAACAAUACCAACUGGCUGCAAUAUAAUCCCAGCGCUGAACAUCCCCAGGCUGUCAUGAAAGUGGACAUUGCCUCCGAUCUCAACCCCUUUGACGACAUGACCCUCAUUCCGUACGACAAGAUGGAGCUCCUUCAAAACCCAGACCACAGACUAGAGCUGACAGCGCUCAUGGACAACCUCGACGAUGGCGCUGGCUAUGCCUUCUUCAAUGAAAUCUCCUACACCAAACCCAAAGUCCCUACCCUCUACACCGUCAUGUCCUCGGGCUCUCUUGCCACCAACCCCACCGUCUAUGGCGAGUACACCCACCCUGUGGUACUGGAGGAGAACCAAGUGGUCGAGAUCGUCCUCAACAACGGUGAUACUGGCUCCCAUCCAUUCCACCUGCACGGACACAACUUCCAGCUCGUCGAUCGCUUCCCCAGCUACGGACCUCACUUCUACGACUACGCUGACGGCGAUCCCGUGGUCUACAAUGCAUCCAACCACUCUUCCUUCCCAACUUAUCCUGCUCGCCGGGAUACAUUCGUACUACCCCCACAGGGGUACUUCGUCAUUCGAUUCCGCGCCAACAACCCAGGUGUGUGGUUAUUCCACUGCCACAUCGACUGGCACCUGGUGCAAGGUCUAGCAAUGACCUUUGUCGAGGCACCGCUGCAGAUCCAAGAGCGGGUUUCAAUCCCACAGCAGCACUACGAUGUAUGCGAAGCGGCCGGGAUGCCAUUCGAAGGGAACGCGGCAGCCAACACGGCAGACUUCCUCGAUUUAACGGGACAAAAUAAACAGUUGCCCUGGCUCCCGGACGGGUUCGAGGCGCGGGGGAUCGUCGCGUUAGCCUUUUCUGCGGUGAGCGCAAUCUUAGGAAUGGGGUUCAUCUCCGUCUACGGUAUGUCGGGACUGAAGAAGGACAGAGAGGGAGAGGGGGAGACUGGGGGAGUUGCUCAAAAUGAGUGAAUGACCAGAUAAUUUGUACAUACCUCCAAUAGUAGCUGUCUUUGAUCAACAAAUUUGAUUACUUGUAAAUAACUC